Messenger RNA from Vicugna pacos (alpaca), 2384 nucleotides. It is a transcript of the gene SOCS2, whose product is annotated as suppressor of cytokine signaling 2. Gene Ontology annotation, cellular component: phosphatidylinositol 3-kinase complex. NCBI's taxonomy places the organism in Eukaryota, Metazoa, Chordata, Mammalia, Artiodactyla, Camelidae. The record is from RefSeq and is a predicted model, not a curated record. Gene Ontology annotation, molecular function: 1-phosphatidylinositol-3-kinase regulator activity. Gene Ontology annotation, biological process: intracellular signal transduction; phosphatidylinositol phosphate biosynthetic process.
GGCUUCCGUAGCUUGGAGCUGCCAGGGAAGAGUCCGAACUGCGGCUGUACCCCGAGGCCGAGAGCUACUGCCUUUUUUCUCCGGUUCCUUCCCAGCGUCUAGAAGUCUCCAGAGUUUUUAAUUUUUUUCUCCCCUAAAAUGCCAUCCAAAUUAAUAAUCCUCCUAAUAACCUGAUCUCCCGCUCCUCCCCACUCGCCCGCCUCCCGCCCUGGCUCCUUCCUCCUUCCCUCUCUCCUUCCCAUCUCCUUGGUCGCAGCCGGAGGGAAACUCAGUGGCUGCCGUGGAUCCGGGGUGUCUGAGCCCGGAGGGGGUGUCCGAGCCCGGCGGGUUGAGGCGAUGGUUCCUGCGGCUUAUGUUUGCCCUCUGCGUAGAGAGCUCCGGCCGCCCCUGCCGCUGAGCGCAGGGCUCGUUGCACCCCCAGGCAUCUCGUUCCCAAAUUAAAAGUCAACAGGGGAAACUCGGGCAGACACCCCUCCUCCCGGGCCCCUCCCGUCUCCCCCGCCCCAUGCCGGCUAGGGAGACUGCCUGGUGCGGAGGCGGCGGCAGCGGCUGGGGCCGAGGCAAACUGUGCGUGACCGCGCCUGCGGGGGAUUUUGCCAUCCGUGCACCAGGACCCGGGGAGGAAGAACCAGCAGCUCCCCAUCUCCUCCUCCACCACCAUUUCGGGGACCCCUCAGGGAUUCGUUUUGGGGUUCCCACUGACUUCCAAGAAGGACGCGUGCCCCUCUCUGACCUCAGCUCGGGCGGCCACCUGUCUUUGCCGCCGUGACCCUUCUCCCAUGACCCUGCGGUGCCUCGAGCCCUCCGGGAAUGGCGCAGAAGGGACGCAGGGACAGUGGGGGACCUCGGGAUCGGCGGAGGAGCCGUCCCCGGAGGCGGCGUGUCUGGCGAAGGCUCUUCGGGAGCUCAGUCAAACAGGCUGGUACUGGGGAAGUAUGACUGUUAAUGAAGCCAAAGAGAAAUUAAAAGAGGCACCAGAAGGAACUUUCUUGAUUAGAGAUAGUUCGCAUUCGGACUAUCUACUAACAAUAUCUGUUAAAACAUCAGCUGGACCAACUAAUCUUCGCAUCGAACACCAAGAUGGGAAGUUCAGAUUGGACUCUAUCAUAUGUGUCAAGUCCAAGCUUAAACAAUUUGACAGUGUGGUUCAUCUGAUCGACUACUAUGUUCAGAUGUGCAAGGAUAAGCGGACGGGCCCAGAAGCCCCCCGGAACGGCACUGUUCACCUUUAUCUGACCAAACCGCUCUACACAUCAGCACCACCUCUGCAGCAUCUCUGUAGACUCACCAUUAACAAAUGUACUGGUACCAUCUGGGGACUGCCUUUACCAACAAGACUAAAAGAUUAUUUGGAAGAAUAUAAAUUCCAGGUAUAAGUGUUUCUCUUUUUCUAAACAUGCCUCCUAUAGAGUAUCUCCGAAUGCAGCUAUGUAAAAGAGAACCAAAACUUGAGAGACGGCUCUGGAUAACUACGUGGAAUUCUCAGAACAGCUGAAGUCAAUCUAAUUUAAAUGUGUGGUGAGGUAGCUAGAUAUUUAUAAGUCCCCUAAAUAUUUUUACCUGAGUGAUGCUUCCCUUCCUAAGGCUCACCAAGACCAGUUGAUCCUUUUAAGCUAAAAGUCAAAUGUCCCAAGUAAAGGCUGAAGGAACGUUUUAUCAGAACACUUUGCCUUUCUGAGGUUCCUUCCUGUUAGGCGCAGUGUCCCAGCGCCAGUAGUAGAGAAAGAGCUCUGCUUGGGAGUGCUGAAGAAGUGGAAGGAACCAGACUGACACCGGCUUAACUUCAGUUUUGUAUGCCUGGUGAUCAGAAUCUAUUUUAGGACUUUGGAUAUUUUGCAUUCUGGUGUACUUAGGAGUUUUGUUAAACAGAUAUGCUUGUGAGUAUUUAUCCUUCAUUUUAUGCAAUUAACCAAAUCAACCAAAAAAGUGACCAUGAAAUCCUGUAUUUGUCUUUUUACUACAUGUAUGAACUCUCUCAUGUGGAUGAGUACUGUAGUAAUCCAUUUCAAGGGAGCCUUAUUUCAGAACAUUUUCAAACUGGUGCAAACGGAAAAGACUUGAUCUUUUCCUCUAAGGCUAAAGACAAGAAUGUCAUGCUAUACAGGUGCAACUCAAUCCCUGUUAAUAAAACCAUGUAGAUAGAGACAUUUUACCCCUGAAGUAACUGUGUCCCCACCUGUUGCCAUUGAUUUUUCUGCAGUGGCUUUAGAAAUUUCCAAGUGGUCUAACCAUGGACAUCAGCAGUUGUCUCCCUUCUACCAUGUAGAAUAUUUUGACCUAAUUUUCUUCCAGAUCUAGGGGGAAUACCUGCCUGUUUUUCAAAGUGUUUAUUUACUGCUGUUACCAUUUGAUUAGAAUGUAUCAAAUAAAAAAAACCCUGACUU